Molecule: messenger RNA, 1358 nt
Organism: Lathyrus oleraceus (garden pea)
Lineage: Eukaryota; Viridiplantae; Streptophyta; Magnoliopsida; Fabales; Fabaceae
Product: GATA transcription factor 7
Exons: 3
Coding region: 222-1124 (300 amino acids)
Biological process (GO): cell differentiation; positive regulation of DNA-templated transcription
Cellular component (GO): nucleus
Molecular function (GO): sequence-specific DNA binding; zinc ion binding
Source: RefSeq, a predicted model, not a curated record
GUGACCAAAUGUCACACGCAUGCUGGAUCACCCUUUUUACAAAGGAAGAUAUGCUACUGUGUUUAAAUUCCAAAAUAAAAUAUAAAAAAAAGACAAUAACAAUAAGAGCAGAGAAAGAGAAAGAGAAGAAAGAAAUAUUCAUAAAGUUUCUUCUUUCAACCUAACAAAACUUCAGUGCUGUUUAUCCUUCAAUUCUUCUUCUUCUUUGUUUUAACAGAAAAAUGGAGUUUGCGGUGGCAAAAGCUUUGAAACCGAGUUUGAGGAGGGAGUUUGUUUUUCAACAAACGCUUGGUGAAGAACUGUUUAGCUUUAACUCGAACACGGUGGUUGCCGGUGAAGAUUUCUCGGUGGACGACCUCCUUGACUUCUCCAACGGCGAUGAACAACACCACGAGGGAGAUGAAGAAGAAAAAGAUAGUUUAUCUCUUUCCUCUCACUCGCUCUCGGAAGAUAGCAACUCCAAUUCCACCGACGCUUCCUAUGAUUCCAUUUUCUCAACUGAAUUACUCGUUCCGGAUGAUGACGUGGCAGGCCUUGAAUGGGUUUCUCAUUUUGUAGAUGAUUCUUUACCAGAGCUUCCUCUUCUCUACCCGGUUCAACUUCAAACCAACGCGUAUCCUCAAAAUGAACCGAACCAUGAAAAACCUUUUCGUUUUUCUUCUGAUAAAAUUACCAGAAAAACCAGAACCGUCAAGAGCAGAAAACCAAACCCUCGGGCUUGGGCUUUUAGCCCUUUGAUUUUGCGUCCGUUUUUUCCGUCUACGGUCUUUGCAGAGCCGCCAGCGAAGAAACAGAAGAAAAAGGCCCAGGCCCAGGCCCAAGUUGAUGGAGUUGAAGCCCAAGAUGAGGGCCAUUUACAGCGACGGUGUAGUCAUUGCCAAGUGCAGAAGACGCCGCAGUGGAGAACCGGUCCGUUAGGAGCUAAAACCCUAUGUAACGCGUGUGGGGUUCGGUAUAAAUCCGGUCGGCUUUUUUCGGAGUAUAGACCGGCUUGUAGCCCAACUUUCAGUAGUGAAAUUCACUCCAAUAGCCACCGCAAAGUGUUGGAGAUGAGGAAGAGGAAAGGGAUGGUUGGACCGGAAUCCGGUUUAUCGGCUCAGACCCAAAUAGUUACAACUUGCUGAGAGUUUAGAUUAGGAAAGAGUUUAAUGGGUUAGUUGUUAUACCUCGACCAAACGGUUUGAACCGGGUUCAUCUUUUUUGUAAAAUAUUUAGUGGUUGUAGUUGUAGUGGUAGUCAGGUAGGCAGCAGGUAAGGGAUAUUAUUAGGAAGGUAUGGAGUGUUUUUAUUUUUAUUCCAUUUUCUUAGCUUUGUUCUUUUUAAUUAAUCUAAUACAGUUAUAAGUUUUUUUUAACAAA